This is a messenger RNA of Rasamsonia emersonii CBS 393.64, 522 nucleotides long. RefSeq names its product Glycine cleavage system H protein. Bases 1 to 522 code for a protein of 173 amino acids. The record is from RefSeq and is a predicted model, not a curated record. Gene Ontology annotation, cellular component: mitochondrion; glycine cleavage complex; cytoplasm. Lineage: Eukaryota; Fungi; Ascomycota; Eurotiomycetes; Eurotiales; Trichocomaceae. The transcript is spliced from 3 exons. Gene Ontology annotation, biological process: protein lipoylation; glycine decarboxylation via glycine cleavage system.
AUGUCUUUCGCUGCGAGAAUUGCGCGCCCCUUCGCUUCUCGAGUCCUCGCUCAGAGACUCCCUGUGACGGCCGGCCGGGUCACGCCUGCGUCAUGCUUCCCCGCGGGGAACAUCAGGAGCUUCUCUCGGAGCUCACUAUGGCAGGCGAAGAAGUACACUGAAUCGCACGAAUGGAUAGAGCUGGCGGACGACGGCACCGCCAAAAUCGGUAUCACGGAUUACGCGGCCAAGUCGCUGGGCGACGUCGUCUACGUCGAGCUUCCCAGCGCCGACCUCGAGGUGGCCGCCGGCGAGCCCGUCGGAGCAGUCGAAUCGGUCAAGUCGGCCUCGGACGUCCUGGCCCCUGUGUCGGGCAAGGUCAUUGAGGGCAACACCGCGCUCGAGGACAACGCCAAGAUCAUCAACCAGAGCCCCGAGGGCGAGGGCUGGAUCGCGAAGAUCCAGGUCAACGACUCGUCCGAGCUCGAGAAUUUGAUGGAUCAGGCUGCCUAUCUCGAGUCUGUUGGUGAGAACGAGCACUAG